GGGAACAGUCCUGAGUGCUGCUUUCUGUCAGGGGACGGCCCUGAAAGUGAGAGCGGAGAACCAGCAGCAGAGCUUUUGUCCUUCACCCUGCAUUCUCUGGGACAAGCAUCAGCAACAUUUCAAAGAUUCUUAGCUCGGCACAGCUACAAUCCUGUUGAGGGUCCUAAUGAGGAGCCAGAAAGCGAGCUUCCUCUGACCGCUGGACAACACCUUAACGUCUUUGGAGCUGUGGAUGAGAAUGGCUGGUUUCAGGGAGAGCUGACAGAUGGCACAAGAGGACUGGUCCCAUCCAGUUUGGUUGCGGAGGUUUCAGAUGAUGAACUGGAUACAACGAUGCCUCCGGAGCUCUGUGCUCUCCUGCUGGAUACUUGAUGAAUAAGUGGAUGCAGAGAUUCCAUCAUGCAGCAACAUCCUGUCAAAAUUCCUGCGUUACUCCAUCUGCAGGACUACCCCCUGCUCCACUUGAUGUUCAGGUGGAGUGUGUGCAGGACGUGGAUGAGCUCCUUUGGGAACACUCUGAGGUGACUGACAGUGUAACUGCAUAGUCUUGUGGUAUAUUAAACAAACAAACAAACAAACACCACCCACAAUAAAACAACCAACCAACCAACCCAAAAAGCGCUGCUCUUUUUCUUGGAUACACUGAGGUGAUCCUUUUUCUAGCUGAGACUUUGCAAUGAGUCUUGAAGCAGAUUUGAGCCGGUAGAAGUUGGCAGUGUCUGCAUUCCGUUCUCCUGAUUUCCUUGCUGGUCAGAGUUAAGGUGCCAUGCAUCCAUUCCCCAGCCCUAGCUGUCUCCUGAAUCAUGAGAACAGCCUUUCCAUAUUGUGGAAAGAACUGGAGUGGAUUCACGCUGAAGGACAAGAUGCUUGCAGACACGUAAGCUCAAGGAAGAGAAUGCAGAGUCCAUGGAAACUCGCUGCCAAACAACGAUGAGAAAGUAGAAUAGGCUCCUGUUGUUGAAGAUGGGACGGUGAAACAGAUGUCUCAGCUCAACACAACGCCAGUAGGAGCUGGUUCGGGCUACCCCCCCUUAAAAGGUCGGAAGUUCACAGCGAGGUAGACUACGAGCCUUCAUCCACUGACCGCCAGAGACCCCCACCACAUUUUUAGGACGCGUGCUCAAGAGGGUGGGACAAUACGUUAAUAGUUUCUCAGAAUUCCAGCCCAUUUUUGUGGAACGUAAUGAAUAUGUGGAUGUUAUGUCUGUAAGUAUGUAACCAGUGCUUUUCUCUGUGUGCGAGUUAGGAGGAGAUAUCCCCCCCCGCACCCGGCGCCGUAAUGAGCGUACCUGCUUUGUAACCUUACGUGGGUUCCAGAGUUUGAUUCCACACGUCACUCCCUUCACUAUUAAGAGGACAAAGAACUUCUGGCACAGAAGGAUGCCCACCUGCAAGGCUCAAAUUGCACGCUGCUUCCUCCCUCUCUGCUCAGUAAAACUCUGUGUUGGGCUCAUUUGGAAGGAAGGUUUGGUGUUCUGACUUCCUGGACAGUUGUUACCUAAAGCCUGGAGUGCCUGUGUCAACUGUGGCGGUGCAACUGCCACACCUUCUCUCCCCCUUCUCUCAGGCCUCUCGGUGCACCACUUCUCCUGAGACAAAAGGCGGAGGACCGGUACGUGGAGGUACUCCUCCUCUUCCCUUGCCCCUGCUUGCCUCUGGGUAGCAAGGGGCAAUGAAUUGGAACAUUAGGGGAUGCCCUAGUUGUAUCUGACUCCUGCUUUGCGCCCCACUGCCCAGGAACAAUCCUGGGGUCAAUCGUCGUCUGACAGCCUGGGACGCGUGAACACGAAUCACGGCUCAGGUGGGGUAGCGUGGAAUCCGUGAGUCCAGCAAGUUCUGGGGUUUGCACAACUGGUAGAAAGAACCAGAAGAUUUUGCCAUGCGAGGGGGCUGGUAUGGAAAAGUAGCCGGCAGAUCUCCAUCGUCUCAGACCCUAUAACUAGAGAUUCAAAGCGAGUGUUAAUCAAUAUCUGAAGGGAAGUGGGAGGAAAAUGGAUGAGGCCAGGCUCUUCUCGGUGGUGCGUAGCGGAGGACAAUGAGCAGUGGCCUAGAACUUGAGCACAGGAAGUUCCAUGCAAACAUGUGGAAGACCUUUACGGUAAGGGUGGGGGAGCUCUGGGAUGGGUUGCCCAGAGAGGUGGUGGAGGUUAUGACCAGCAUCUCCUCUGGGUUGGGAUGCCUCUCAGGUACUGCCAAAUCCUCGAGGCCCUCUACCAAUGAUAGUGUACCAAGGAUAGUCUACUGUGCUGUGAUCUUCAGGGACGUUUUCAACACAAGCCAUCCUAUUGUUCUGUGAUCUUCAAGGACACUUCCAGCGUACAAAAAUCCAGUGGUUCUGUGAUCUUCAGGGAGCCAUGCAACACAAACCAUUCCAGCGUUGUGUGAUUUUAGAAGCUGGACGUGAGCCAGCAGUGUGUGCUGGCAGCCCGGAAGGCCAAGUGUGUUCUGGGCUGCGUUAAGAAAGAGGUGGCCAGCAGGGAGAGGGAGGUGGUUGUCCCCCUCUACUCAGCUCUUGUGAGGCCCCAUCUGGAGUACUGCACCCAGGCCUGGGGCCCUGUAUGAGACCUGUUGAACUGCAACUCCACCUGUGUGACCGGAAGGGGUGGAGCCAGGCUUCACCUCUCCUAAACCCCAUUUAAGGGCUGACUGCCACGGAGGAAGGAUCGCUCUCUGAAGAUCACUCCUCUUGGAGCCCUUUUGGCGAGCCUAGGACACGGGCUUGGAAGCAAGCUACGUGUGGGAAAUAUACUUGGUGCAGGAAAGGGGAUGUCCUUAGCCAAGGUGCUGGAAAACUGAAGGAAAACAGAUGAAACUGCAGAUCUAUCAACAAAAACGAGAUGAACUUGGUGCUCCCUUUCCGGAUGAUCGUUUGGAUCCGGAUUUUGUGCCUGUGCCUCUGGGACAACCCAGAGGCCCUGCUGGUGAAUCAGCAGAACAGAAUCCUGCCUCUGAGCCUGAAGGGGAUGCUGGAGAUGUGACUGGAGGAGGUGAUCCAGGUUCCGCUCUGAGCUCUGGGACUGAAACUCCGGCAGAUCGCAUGGGAGUGCCCCCAGGGAGGGCUUUGCCCGGUCAUGUGUUUCCUCCUGCGCUGGAGCCCAGCUGGAAUCCCAGCGGUCCGGAAAAAGGAAAGGAUGAACCCAAAAGAGGAGAAUACUCCCAGGGCUCAUCCCGUCUCCUCAAGGAACUGGUGAAGGAAAUGGAGAAGGCAGCGCGUGGAACUGACCAACAAAGUGAGCAGGAUGCACUGCAGGAAGGCAGCCAUCCCACACUGCCAGUCUCGGGCAAAGGAACGCAGGCAGCGCCAACAACUGUCAUGCCAGGGAUGAAUGCCGGGACGAGCACAAAGGCUGCUGUUGGCAGAUCUGCGCGAAGGCGCCACAUCGCAGCGAUGGUACUGUUCUCAGCUGUGCUGCUGUCUGCGCUGGUGCUGGCCUGUGGUGCUGUGAUAUGGAUGUGCCAAAAAUACGUAGUGUGCAAGAGAGAAGAGAGAGCAGCAGAGCAGGCUCAUCCUGAUACCAACUAGGAGAGAGUUCCAACUGGAGACGAGGGCAGAACGGAGCUGGGAGAGGCAGCCGAAGAGACUCUUGCCCCAUCAAAGAAGAAUCUCAGCCAUCGUCCCAGUGCAUUCCAUUCUGCCAUCCAAGAGGCCAAAGGUCUUCAAAGUCAUCUGGAAGACUUGGAGCUUGAACUCAAAGCCGUGAAAGAGGUCCACGGGAACAGUCCUGAGUGCUGCUUUCUGUCAGGGGACGGCCCUGAAAGUGAGAGCGGAGAACCAGCAGCAGAGCUUUUGUCCUUCACCCUGCAUUCUCUGGGACAAGCAUCAGCAACAUUUCAAAGAUUCUUAGCUCGGCACAGCUACAAUCCUGUUGAGGGUCCUAAUGAGGAGCCAGAAAGCGAGCUUCCUCUGACCGCUGGACAACACCUUAACGUCUUUGGAGCUGUGGAUGAGAAUGGCUGGUUUCAGGGAGAGCUGACAGAUGGCACAAGAGGACUGGUCCCAUCCAGUUUGGUUGCGGAGGUUUCAGAUGAUGAACUGGAUACAACGAUGCCUCCGGAGCUCUGUGCUCUCCUGCUGGAUACUUGAUGAAUAAGUGGAUGCAGAGAUU
Molecule: messenger RNA, 4106 nt
Organism: Gallus gallus (chicken)
Lineage: Eukaryota; Metazoa; Chordata; Aves; Galliformes; Phasianidae
Product: collagen alpha-1(I) chain-like
Exons: 10
Coding region: 2807-3523 (238 amino acids)
Source: RefSeq, a predicted model, not a curated record